Suillus fuscotomentosus is the source of this 942-nucleotide messenger RNA. RefSeq names its product ribosomal protein S7 domain-containing protein. Gene Ontology annotation, molecular function: structural constituent of ribosome; rRNA binding; mRNA binding. Gene Ontology annotation, cellular component: ribosome. NCBI's taxonomy places the organism in Eukaryota, Fungi, Basidiomycota, Agaricomycetes, Boletales, Suillaceae. The transcript is spliced from 2 exons. The coding region runs from base 180 to 890 and encodes 236 amino acids. The record is from RefSeq and is a predicted model, not a curated record. Gene Ontology annotation, biological process: ribosomal small subunit assembly; translation.
CAGUAAGAGGAACAUCCCUCAGUCGUCGAAGUAAUACGACAUUCUGUCUGCAAAGCCCACUUCCGAGAAUGGGCAUGAAAAAUGGUGUCGAAAGAGCGUCGUCGGUUUGCUGCUGUUUGUCUACGUCGGUCGCACAUUGGAUUCUUUGCUUUUGGCUCUCUUCGUAAACAUUCGUGACGAUGCGCCCGGUGGCAACAUUUAACGCGUCGAGGUGCUCGUUGCUAUCAUGCCCUCAACGCAUACCUCCAUCCUUUGUCGCGCUGAGAUGCGCGCUUCCAGUCCUUGCUCGCCGUGCUAACAGUUCUACUACUGAUGAACGAACAGUCAACCAGAGUGUAGCGUUACUUGACUCUAUAAUGGGGUCUUCCUCGACCCUCGACUUGAAGACUUCAUCACUGUCAGAUAUAUUAUCUCCCCCCACUCCCCCAACCCAGAAUUCAACUCCAGACCCUUCACAAAUGCUCAUUCCGCCAGCAUCCGACCCCCUUCUUCAUUUCCUCGCAUCUUCCCUGCUUAAUCACGGAAAACGUGCGAGAGCAGACCGCGUCGUCUCCCGCACACUCCUUUAUAUUCACGCUCUUACCCGCGCGCCGCCGCUACCUAUCCUCCGCCAUGCCCUCAUCACUGCUUCCCCUGCUGUCAAGUGCAUAUCACAGAAGCGCUCAGGAAAGAACGUUGUGAGACCUGCCGCACUUACAGAAAAACAGCGCAUAAGGGCGGGUAUUCAUGCUGUAUUGGCUGCUAGCAAAAACAAAAGUGGCAAGACGGUAGAGGAGCGUUUAGCCCGAGAGAUUAUUGCAGUUGUUAAUGGAGACAGCAAAGCUAUUGCUGACAAGGAGCUGGCACACAAACAAGCCAUGGUCAAUAGGGGCAACGCGCUCGCCAAGUGAGGACUUGCAUGUUUACCGUAUUCUCCCUUCCUGUAAUGGAUCGCCGAAUUCA